This is a messenger RNA of Didymodactylos carnosus, 516 nucleotides long. The record is from the annotation of a GenBank genome assembly. NCBI's taxonomy places the organism in Eukaryota, Metazoa, Rotifera, Eurotatoria, Philodinida, Philodinidae.
AUGACAUCAAACAUUCUAAGGUUACGCAUAUCACCGAGGGUUCCUGGCAUUGAUUUUUUACAAGCAACAAUAUUUGAACUAGAUCAACAACAGCGAGAAUGUUUAGUUAAAGUUGAUUACAAUCAGUUAAGUGAUUAUAUUGCAUUUGAGGAUAUAAUAUCAUUUGCAGCUACACUAACUCGUCGUUGGCCAAAUGUAAAGAUUUCGGAUUCAAGCGAUUCAUCUGAUAACGAAUAUCGAAUGGAUAUUGAUGAUGAAGAAUUGAAUUUUAACGACAAACUUUUGCUAACCGACAUUGGUGAUCUUGCUGAAAUGUGCCCUAAAUAUCACUGUGAACUAAACACAAUUCAAGGUCUUUGGUGCAAUCAAAAAGCAUUUGUUUUUACGGAAAAUUGUAUUAAAAUUAUUCCGGCGUUUUUGGCGUUCACUACGUUGACGAAGCAACUACGUAUAUUGCGCGAAAUUCUUAACUUCGUUAAGGAUGAUUACAGUGUGAAUGAAUAUUCAAAGUCAUAA